AAACGUUAAUCAACUCUAUGCAGUCAGUGUCCAGUGGUCAUCUAGAGCGGCAUCCACAGACGCAGUGACCUUCAACUUGGCUCAACGCCGCUACUUUUGCAAGUUUUCCGCAUACGACAGAAUUGCCGGGCAAAAAAAAUUUCGGUUUUUAAGAGUAGGUAGGUACUACCUACCGUUAAUUUCCGUGGUAGGCUGGUUGCGCAUCAUUUCUAUCGGUGCAGCCUGUGUUAAGUGCAAUUCCUGUGUUGGAACAAACAACAGCCUUUGUGCCUUUGUGAUCUCAGUUUUGGCACACUGCACUAACAGCGUACUCAUUUGUUCGAACUCCCGAAUUUGUCAGUUAUCAGGAUAAUUAGUUUUGUUAAUCGAUUUUCUUCCAGUACUACUCGUACUGUCCUUUUUUAUACAAAAGAUUCGUUUCUAUCAUAGUAUCUGUCACUUUCGAUUCAGUUUCACAAUUUUCCCUUUCCACUAAUACCCUUUUGGCUUUUACUAAGCAUAAGCUCUUUAGACCAUGGGAAAAUCUGCAGUCUUUUUCGUUGCACUCUUAUUGGGUUUCGGCGGUAUUAAAGCAGCCGAUGUUGUCAAGCGGGAUAUAUGCUUGUCAGAUCCUGUCGGAAAUGUUGUACAAGUAGCUCUACAGAUGGGGCAGUACCUUUUUUUAGGCGCCAUGGAAGAAACCAAAAGCCUACAUUUACUGGAGAAGACAGGUAAUAUCACGGUUUUUUUGCCGACCAACGAGGCAUUUCGAAAUGUUAGCCAAGAAACCCGAGAUUUUUGGAAAAAACAUCCCGGAGCCUACAAGCAGCUAAUGAGGUACCACAUUGUCAAAGAAUUGCGACAUAAAGCUGACCUCGUCGAUGAAGCUACAUACGUAACUAUGACCAACAAGAGUUUUUCGGGUCGUUAUGUUGACUACAAUGGAUUCAGUAAAAAUAUACAGCUGUAUAACGAUGCACCGAUCAACUCCUUCGAUUACGAAGCAUCGAAUGGUGUCAUUCAUCUUUUGGAUAGCGUGGUUGGACGCAUGGCAAAGGAUACCAUAUUCGGCAUCGUCAAAAAACGCAAAGAUUUAACCAAAAUACUCAACGCGAUACAAAUAGCAAAUCUGACUUCGAUUCUAAACGGUUCGCAGCCCUACACAUUCGCUGCGCCAACGGAUAAAGCAAUCGACAAGCUUCCGUCUGGGACGUGGGAUAAAUUGCUGCAUAAUCCUGAUCAGCUCAGAGACGUCUUGAAUUACCAUGUGGCAAGUGCGGGAACAUGGAUGACUCGUGGUCUCAUAGAUAACCUCAAAAUUGCAACUUUAAACAAGAAGGCUGACUGGACAAUCCAUAUGGACAACUAUCAGAAACAUGGGAAUGAAAAAAAGUCUGGGUCGCCGGGUAGCUUUAUCAAAAUCGACCAAGCCAAAAUGAUUGCUGUGGAUUUAUCAGCGACUAACGGAGUAGUGCAUACCAUCAGCGCCGUGCUUUUUCCUCCUUCUCGUAGACGUCUGGGCCGUCGGCAUAACUGAUAAGUUGAUAACAGUUUUUUCUGCUUCUUGUCGUAGGUAUUACGGUUAUGUAUCACGCCAGUUAAAUAUAUUUUGUACAAAUGUAUUAGACUAUUAGUGGAUUACUGUAUUAGGAUUAAUUUCGAGCACUGUGUUUGUGUCAUUUUGAUCGGUACAAAAUACUAUAGAUAACUCUGUUAUUCUAUGCCCUGUCAAGCAGAAGAUAACGGAAUAAAGCUUCAUUCGCUUAUUCUAGAAAAUUCAAAGCGGAAAACCGUUUUCAGUUAAU
This is a messenger RNA of Paramacrobiotus metropolitanus, 1784 nucleotides long. Its product is annotated as transforming growth factor-beta-induced protein ig-h3-like. NCBI's taxonomy places the organism in Eukaryota, Metazoa, Tardigrada, Eutardigrada, Parachela, Macrobiotidae. The transcript has 8 exons. Bases 515 to 1516 code for a protein of 333 amino acids. The record is from RefSeq and is a predicted model, not a curated record.